Molecule: messenger RNA, 538 nt
Organism: Paramecium sonneborni
Lineage: Eukaryota; Ciliophora; Oligohymenophorea; Peniculida; Parameciidae
Source: the annotation of a GenBank genome assembly
AUGUAGUUAGAUUAAUUAAUAACAACCUUUGGUUUGGAUACUUGUGAUGAAAUACCAUUUCUAAAAUUAUAAGCAAGAAAAUUUAAAAUAUCUCGGCCAUCAUAUAUAGCAUUCAUUGUUGUAUUAUUAGGAUUGGCAUGCAUAAUACUAGGAAUAGGAAGAGGAUUUUUUAUUAAAAUAAUGACAUUAGUCUACCCAUUUAUUAUGACAUUAGAAGUAAUUGAAACUUAAAGUAAUAAAUCGAAUAUAUUUAUUUAGAUUAUAGAAAUGCUAAAUAAUGGUUAUCAUACUGGGUUAUUGUAAUGAUUGUUCAUUUAUUGGAUGAUUAUUUGUAUUGGAUAUUAUAUUACUUACCCUAUUAUCAUUUCAUAAAGUUUAUCUUUUUUGUCUUGCUAUUUCACCCGAAAACGUAAUUUGCAGAACAUUUCUAUGAUGCAGUAUAAUUAUAUUAAAACAUUAUUAGGUAUUUCAUAAAUGCUAUGUUAAUUAUUAAAAAUACAUAUAUUCUAGAAAAAGAAAUCCAAGUUUCAAUUAUUGA